Molecule: messenger RNA, 2390 nt
Organism: Dufourea novaeangliae
Lineage: Eukaryota; Metazoa; Arthropoda; Insecta; Hymenoptera; Halictidae
Gene: Syt1
Product: synaptotagmin 1
Exons: 9
Coding region: 296-1600 (434 amino acids)
Biological process (GO): regulation of dopamine secretion; calcium ion-regulated exocytosis of neurotransmitter; synaptic vesicle endocytosis
Cellular component (GO): synaptic vesicle membrane; dense core granule; axon
Molecular function (GO): calcium ion binding; syntaxin binding; clathrin binding
Source: RefSeq, a predicted model, not a curated record
UUCGUGUCGAGCCAGCGGUCAGGCGCACUCGUGUCCUACCUCGAGAGACCGUGUCACCGAUAGAUUUUCCUCCGUCUACACCGUCGUCGAUGUCGCAGGGCGUAUAACCACGAUGCGCUUGUAAAACCGCGACGCCCCGUGCUUUUUCCACCGCUCUGUACACCGGAGACAACACACCCCGACUGUAUCGCAUCGACACGGUUUACCCUGACUCUCUCCGCCGAGGAACACAGCCAGGAGAAGAAGAGCAAGCCCCCCCGUUUCAGUGCAAGCUGCCGACUAACGAACGACCAAAAUGCCCGUCAUCAAGAGAGAAGCGGAAAGCGUGUCAGAAGUAAACCCGAUGGAGGACGUCGUUGAACCAACGUUAGAAGCAAUCGGGGCCGUCGAUGCAAUAGAGACCAAAGCGACGACGGAUGCCGAAAUGGUCACCGAAAGCGUAGGGAAAACGUUCGAGACCAAAGUGGAGGAUCUGGGGAAGGAGCUCGCGGAAGAAAUGGGAAUACCAACAUGGGGUCUCGUGUCCAUUCUAAUAGCCGUAGGCGUAAUAGUUCUCGGAAUCUGCUUUUGCUGUAUAAGAAGAUGCUGUCGCAAAAGACGGUCCAAAGACGGCAAGAAAGGGCUGAAGGGGGCGGUGGACCUGAAGUCCGUACAGCUACUGGGCACCACGUACAAAGACAAGGUCCAGCCGGAUAUGGAAGAGCUGACCGACAACGCGGAGGAACCGGACGAGGCUGAAAGUAAACAGAGCGAAGUGAAACUCGGGAAGCUUCAAUAUAAGCUCGAAUACGACUUCAAUACGAACAGCCUGGCGGUAACAGUGAUACAAGCCGAAGACCUGCCAGCCUUAGACAUGGGUGGCACAUCCGAUCCAUACGUGAAAGUAUACUUACUGCCGGACAAGAAGAAGAAAUUCGAGACGAAGGUACAUAGGAAAACACUCAGUCCGGUCUUCAACGAGACUUUCACAUUCAAGGGCGUCCCCUACGCAGACGCUAUGAACAAGACACUCGUGUUCGCGAUAUUCGAUUUCGACAGGUUCUCGAAACACGACCAAAUCGGAGAAGUGAAGGUUCCGCUCUGCCAAGUUGAUUUGGCUCAAACGAUCGAGGAGUGGAGAGAACUUCAGAGCGUCGAGGGUGAAGGCGGCCAGGAUAACAAAUUGGGUGACAUUUGCUUCUCCCUCCGGUACGUGCCCACGGCUGGUAAAUUAACGGUGGUCAUUCUGGAAGCGAAAAACCUGAAAAAGAUGGACGUCGGUGGUCUGUCGGAUCCUUACGUGAAAAUCGCUUUGAUGCAAAACGGCAAGAGAUUGAAGAAAAAGAAGACAACCAUCAAGAAGUGCACCCUUAAUCCGUAUUACAACGAAUCGUUUACGUUCGAGGUACCCUUCGAGCAGAUAAAGAAAGUGGAAUUGGUUGUCACGGUAGUCGACUACGAUCGUAUCGGCACCUCAGAACCCAUUGGGAAGGUCGUCUUGGGGUACAACGCGAGCGGAACAGAGUUGAGACACUGGUCCGACAUGUUGGCUUGCCCCAGACGUCCUAUUGCUCAAUGGCAUACGCUUAAGGACCCCGAAGACGGCGACAAGAAGGACUAAGGUCACUGAGAGUUGUCCAGUAUAUAAGGUAAUUGCACACCAAAUGGUUCUAAGCAGACACGACAAAUGUACAGAAGCAGUUUUUCCGUUUUCGUUUCCGUUCCGUUCGCUUUUCGCCCUCCCCUCCACUCCCCUACUCGAUAAACUAUAAUAUAUUUUCCAACGAUACCGGUGGACGAUGUACCGCACGAGGCAGGAUUACCCUGAACGAAGAAGAAAAAAAAAAAGGAAAUGAAAGAGGUGAAAGGAUAUUAACCCACAAAAAAAAAUAAAAGAGGAGAGAAAUGAAAAAUAAUAGAAGAAGGAAGCAACGAGCCUCUCAAGUAAUCGAUCGUUUAUUCACUGAAGUAAUUAUGCACGAAAAAGGAGAGAAACAGUGCGAGCGAACGAUAGCGUGCGAGAGAGUGGGAGAGAAAGAGAGUGUGAGUGAGAGAAAAAAAAAUAUUUAGAGAGAGAGAGGGAGCGAAUAAACACGAACAGAGAUGAGGAAAUAAAUAGGUAUUAGAUAUUAAUAAUCUAUUAUUAACUAAAUAACAAUAAAUACCACCAAGAAGAUUUUAGUAUUAAUAAUAUGUUCUCAUGAAGUGUAGCGUCUUGUAUAUACGUAUAGUAUGUAUAUCUACUAUACUUCUCUGUAGGUGUAAACAUUGAAUGAAUUUAAAGAAAACGCGCGUCCUCUUCGAGGUAUCUCGAUGAAGCAUUGAAUAUUUGCAGACACGCGGUUUUCACUUCCAAAUACAAGAAUAUUUGGAUACGCUCCAGUAACACAUUUCCUUUUUGUCGUUUAACC